This is a messenger RNA of Microcebus murinus (gray mouse lemur), 6847 nucleotides long. RefSeq names its product translocation associated membrane protein 2 (gene TRAM2). Lineage: Eukaryota; Metazoa; Chordata; Mammalia; Primates; Cheirogaleidae. Gene Ontology annotation, cellular component: endoplasmic reticulum membrane. Gene Ontology annotation, biological process: SRP-dependent cotranslational protein targeting to membrane, translocation; protein insertion into ER membrane. The record is from RefSeq and is a predicted model, not a curated record.
GGCGGGGCGGGGCGCGAGGAAGGCGGGCCAGAAGUUUCCGCGCUGGGCGGGCGGGCGGCUGGGCGAGCGGGCGGCGGGCCGGCGGGCGGACCGGGCCGGGGCUGGGGAAGUUUGCGCGGCGGCUCGUGAGCGCAGGGUGCGGGCCCGGCCGGCCGCUGCGCGCCCGCUGCCAUGGCUUUCCGCAGGAGGACGAAAAGUUACCCGCUCUUCAGCCAGGAGUUCGUCAUCCACAACCAUGCGGACAUCGGCUUCUGCCUGGUGCUCUGCGUCCUCAUCGGGCUUAUGUUCGAGGUCACAGCCAAGACUGCCUUCCUAUUUAUUUUACCUCAGUAUAACGUUAGUUUGCCUACAGCAGAUGGCGAGACCGUGCACUACCACUACGGCCCGAAGGACCUGGUGACAAUCUUGUUCUACAUCUUCAUUGCCAUCAUCUUGCACGCUGUGGUUCAGGAGUACAUACUAGACAAAAUCAGCAAACGGCUUCAUCUCUCCAAGGUCAAACACAGCAAGUUCAAUGAAUCUGGACAGCUGGUCGUGUUUCAUCUCAGCUCGGUGAUUUGGUGCUUCUACGUGGUGGUGACGGAAGGAUACUUAACGAACCCGAGGAGCCUCUGGGAAGACUACCCGCAUGUGUACCUCCCCUUCCAGGUGAAGUUUUUCUACCUGUGCCAGCUGGCCUACUGGCUGCACGCGCUGCCUGAGCUGUACUUCCAGAAGGUACGGAAGGAGGAAAUCCCCCGCCAGCUCCAGUACAUCUGCCUGUACCUGGUGCACAUCGCUGGAGCAUACCUCUUAAACCUCAGCCGCCUGGGCCUGAUCUUGCUGUUGCUGCAGUACUCGACCGAGUUCCUCUUCCACAUGGCUCGACUCUUCUACUUCGCAGAUGAAAACAACGAGAAGCUAUUCAACGCCUGGGCUGCCGUGUUUGGGGUCACCCGCCUCUUCAUCCUCACCCUCGCCGUGCUGGCCAUCGGCUUCGGACUGGCUCGCAUGGAGAACCAGGCCUUUGACCCCGAGAAAGGGAACUUCAACACUUUGCCUUGCCGGCUGUGCGUGCUGCUGCUGGUGUGUGCCGCCCAGGCCUGGCUCAUGUGGCGCUUCAUCCACUCCCAGCUGCGGCACUGGCGGGAAUACUGGAACGAGCAGAGCGCCAAGCGGAGAGUCCCAGCUGCCCCCAGACUACCAGCCAGGCCCGUCAAGAGGGAAUGUGGUUACCACGAAAAUGGAGUGGUGAAGGCAGAGAAUGGAACCUCCCCACGGACUAAGAAACUCAAGUCUCCUUAAGGCCAAAGUGCUGAGAACAGGAAUCCUCCUGGUGGGGGUGCAGCAGGGGACAAGGAGCCCCGGCCCCUCCCUGCCUCCGCCCUCCUGCUCCUGGUGCUCGUCUCAAUGGCAGAGGCCCGUCUCUCAGUGAGGGGUUUCUUCUUCUUGCUUCCUGGCUGUCUCUUCUUCGUCCGUACGCCAUUCUCAAUAAAGCCAAAACUCUUUCUCUUUCCCUCCCUCGGGCCACCUCGAGUCCUCAGCCCUGCCCUGAGCUGGGCCUCCUAGAAGCCCGGGUUCUCAAGGCCGUCUGUCUCUUUGCCUCUUCUUUCUCUUCCUUCAUGGCUGCUGCUUUCUCUUUCACUUUCUCGUUUCACCCGGUCGUGCAAUUUUUCCGUGUCUGAUUUUUACGGCGGGAGGGAGCUGAGAUUGCAGUCCUGUCCGUCAGGCCCCGGGACCUGUCCGUCUGGAAGCCUCGUGCCAAGGAGCCUCCAGCUGGGGCCCAGCGGCAGGUGCCUCGGUGUCCCCUUGUGGAGGGGCAGGAAGAGGAGAGCACCCUGCCGUCCCGGAUCGUCGUCUCCUUGGUGCUGAUUAGCCGGCGAGAUCCGAGAUGCCAGUUCCGCCCGUCGCCAGGCGCGGCAGCCGCCGCUGGCUGCAGACGCCAAGGCAUUUGGCCUUGGGACCUGACGACUCGACUCGAUCCAGAAGGACGGCGUUGACUCCGUUGGGUCUCGUGACUUGCCACGGCUGGGCAGGGACCGGCGACCAGCCCUGCUGGCUGCUGCUCUGUUGGGGGGAAGCGCCGAAGGAGGACAGGUCUGCCCGCCGUGGGGAGCGAGAGCAAAGCGCGUGAGCAGCAGCUCUUCUAGAAAAGGUCAUGGCGGCAGAAAGGACGACGGGGAAGUCCACCGAGGCCUUUCUUCAGCUGCCCCAGCUGCAGUUGCUUUCUCAGCCGUUCACCAGCAUGCAAAACCAAACCAAACGGCGGCGGUGCGCAGGCCUGCCAGAGAGACAGCGCUGGGCCUGAGCUCCGAACCGGCCGCCCCGUCUGGGGCCAAGCUCGCUGCCUUGGCCCCGCCGUCUCUAGCUGCGGAAACACUAAGCCCCAAGGGCUCCAGCCCCGUGACAGCCCCCGGUAUCAAUCACGGGGGCGGUCGCCUGGGUUAUUCUCACUCUGGCCUCACCAGCUGAGUGUUCUUUGGAAUCGUUUUUGUCAUUUGCUGGUGUUUGUCGAGCGCACCUCUAGCAUCUUGGAAGGCGCGAAGCCAGGACUGACUCCGGGUCACUCUGCUAGCUAGAUGAUAGGAGUCUUUUUGCCCCCCUCCCAAACACAUCUUUUCCCCUCCUUUCCCCCUGAAGACAAGGCCUCCGAGUCCUUAUGGUGCCUUGAAAGGACUUGCAGAAGGGGGGUAGACUUUAAAAGGUCCCGGUUAACAACCUCGGAACUCUGAGCUGAGGCGAAGGGGAGCCGUUCUUGGCGGGCACGGGAAUGCUAGUGUCAUUGGUGUACCCGUCCUCUUUCUGGCGUCCAGUAGAAACCAAACCUUGGAUUUUUAUCCAAAAAGGGAGGAAAUGAAUCUUUUCAUCAAAGCAACUCCCUCUUACGUCAUAGAUAAAUUUUAACUUUCCAGUAACUGAGGGAUUUGUUUCCUAAGACCAUUGCAGACCAUCUCUCUGUCCAAGGUAAGGUUGCAGAAGUGGGAAGAAAUACCCUGGGCCUCUUUUGAUUUCCCUUAGGGAGUGGGACAGUGUUUGCGAACAUGCGCGUUUCUCCCAUCCCUCCCUCUCCUUCUCUGACAGUUCUCUAGGCGGCAGGGCAGAACUUUGGGGAAAGGGGUAGCUCGUAGCUUGGUAUCAACACAGCAGAGCAGAUCAGGAACCAAACCGCUCGGCCAUUUCAGUCACACAGCCCUGACACAGGCUGACGUUGAGAUCGUACUCCCUCCCCUGCCUGGGAUCUGCUAAUGGAAGGAAUGUUCAGCCAACAGCCUACUAAGCCCACCUUGCUCCCCCGUUAGCCUGGGUCCCCUCUCGGCUGUGUCAUUGGCUGGGCCUCACCUGCUUCCUGCCGGAGGCCUCUCCCUCUCCCAGGCACGUACCGUGUGCUCGCCAUGUGCCGGGCGCGGGGCAGGUGGUGAGCAAAGCCGCUGACGUCUUGCCCUCAAGCAGCCUCGGUUCUCGUGUGUAGGUUUUCGUAGCUGUGUCCCAGGACACCUCUAUGGGUGCCAUAGACGACCUGGCUUCGUGUUCCUAAGUCUGCAGGCUUCCAGUGCCGCCAGUAUAUUGUGCCUUGGGUGUGAUCCCACCAAGCCAGUGUCUGGGGCGGGCUUAGGCCGGCUCUGCUUCUCAGUGGACCAGGGUGUGUUCAGGGUUUGUCUUAUGUAAAAAAAUGAAACAGAACAACAACAACAAAAAAACCCUGAGACCAUGAGUAAGGCUGGCAUCUCACCAGCCUGGGCUUCAGGGACAUUCUGUGUGGGGUUAAGUGGUAGAUAGGGCUCCUUUGUCACCUCCCGACCAGCCUCUCGGGCGCAUUUGUCUCACAGCAGAGCCAGGUCUUUGGCAGGUUGACGCGAACCACGUUGCCAGAGCUGAAGCAGUUCCACGUCAGCCUGUGAGCCUGUUGGGCCCGCUUGUUCUAAUUUUGGUGACUUUGGCUACUUUCUUCUGUUUCAUGCAUGAGCGCCUGUCCCCAAAGUGCCAGGCCGCUUGCGAAGGCCCUUGCCAUACUCUUCCGAGUCUGAGAGGCCGGCUCAGCACCGUUCGCCAAGCGCAGGAGAAGAGAUGUAACCUACCUCAGCACCUGCGGCCUCGAGACAUCCCCGGCCGGCCGGCGCGUGUGGGGAGGCCACAGGUGGCAGUGGCAGGACAGGGAGGCUGCCCUGCCGGACGGGGGAGUCCCGUGCCGCCGGGCCCCCUCCUCCGAGCUUCAGUGCUGGGAAAGCUAUUUUUACCUUCCAGGCUCUGCCAGCCGCACUAUUAAUAGGUUUCAUGUGUUCCUCUUGAAGGCAGGGGAUGGUUCUGGGCGAAAGGGGAGCGGGCCGAGCCAGGAGGGGAGCUGCCGCCGCUCCCCGUGUGAGUCACUUCUCACCCGGCGCGUGCCGGGGCCACCGGACCUAGGCGGCUGCUGAGAACCUUGUCUGUUCUUGUCCUUAGGCUGGACUUCCCAACAUCCGAGAAGCCAACAUAGGCGUCUGUGCUAUGGUCCCCUCACAGGUGCUUGUCAUGACUAGCAUCCCAGGUACCUUAAACACCUCUGCUGCCUGGGACAGGUGUGUGCUUCUGCGCUUGCUUCUGGGACCUCCUUCCUCAAUACCCCCUUUGACCUUUUUUUUUUUUUCCGAAGCAGUGAAUUAAGAGGCGGGGUCAGAGAGCGCGUCCCCUCCCGACGUAACAGCUGUGUUCCCCGGUGGCUUUAGUCAGAAGCGGCUUGGGGGAGGCCUGGGUUUGGGCUUCCUUCAUGUGCUUCGGCCUCCACAGUCUGGGUUUCCUGGGCUUGGUGUGAGAGGAAGUGGGGGAGUCUGGACAUAGCUGGGCCUCCGUGUCCCAGGUGAACGGGCUUCCUUCCUUGAUCCUCUGAGGCUCUGUUCUCUGUCACCGGGGAGAGUGCUGAGAGCCUGGGAGUCUGGACGACAGACCGCCCUGCCGUUCUUCCUCCCGCCUGCGGCCUUCUGCGUGCAGCCUUGUGGCAGGAGAGGGCUGCGGGGGUUACUGGAGCAUUAGGACAUUGUCGAUGACUUGGAGGCCUGAAUGCAGUCCCAAUCCCUCUCUGGCCCGCGGUUGUCCCCUUGAGGGAGACUUUACCGGCUUCUCCCUCCUUGCCCUACCCCUGGCACCUCCCCAAGGGCUGAGAAAGGCCGCUCCUCCCCAGGGAGGGCUGCCUCACUCCCGUGCGGAGGUGCCCGGAUUAAGCAGAGCUGUGAAGAAGAAAAGCAUUCGGAUUUGCAGGCUCCCUGCGGCCUUUUGCUCCACAGAGUUUUUGUCCUGAGCAGAUCCUUUGUGUGUGCGUGCACGUGUGUGUAUAGUAAGUGCCUUACUCUGCCGUGUGGUCUUCGCUUGUGCUUCGCGGCCAGCCCCCAGCCGCCAGGGCUCUAGAGCUGUUUGUCAUAUGCAGCUGAGGACACCACACCUCAGUACGGUUACAUAUAAAAGGGACGCGGAUCGUGACAGUUUUGCCUCAUUCGUUUCUGACACCCUCCCCUUCCCGUUGCAUUAGGGUCUGGAGUGUUCUCAGUGUUGUUCCCGGUUUCUCCCUCGUGUGUCAGUUCUCUUGUGGCCUGCUGGUGGCUGUAGGAGCCGGUGAGGUGGCCCAACCGCAGACACCUGUGCCUCGUUCCUAUUAGGGAAGCUCAGAGACUUCCAGAACCACCACCCCCCUGACACCCCAUCUCACCCUUGUGCCUCUGGCCCCACACGGCAAACCCUGCUCUUCCAGUCCCCCUCCAUCCCAGAUCGAAUACAUAACCAUGACCCUCUUCCGAUCUGUUCUGCUUCCCAUUCAACCCAAAGUUUCUACGAUAAAGGUGUUUACUUUUACUUCCCAGUCUUGAGUGUUAACUCGUAGCUGACGCAUUCGACAGGUGGUCUAGUCUGGCUGUUGCAGACCUGUGUGAGCUCCUGAUUCAGUGUUACCUUGUGUUAGUAGCAGCAACCCUCUGCCCCUGCCCCUUUGCCUGCCUGCCUUUUCCUCACUCUACCGGGUUGUGCAAUAACUCUCCCAGCCGGUGGUCUCUUCCACAGGCCUUUCUGUCCCUGACAGUUUUCCCUGCGAGUGGGGGAGAGAUGGGACCCACGGGAGGGGUAGUCGUCAUCCCUUUACAGAAGAAAUGUCAGCCACUUUGCUUUUGUUGCUGUCAUUCUCGUGGCCCUGGGUGGGUUUCUGUGGCACUCUUGUAGAACAUGUAGCAUCAUCUUAGAAGUCCAUGUAUUUCUUUUUUUUUUUUUAAUUCUAUUGAAGAGGAAAAACCCAUCCUUAUGAUGGGGCAUAAGUCAGUGUGCAGGAGUAAGAUCUGUAGUGAUGCCCAUGACAUCACUGUCACUCUGCCUGAAAGCAUUCCAGAGCUGCUUGUUCACGUGGAGAGGAAGGAGAUUUUUUUUUUUUUCCUGAGAAUCAGCCACAGGUGGAUAGCCCUGUUCACCUGAUAGGACCUGGCUGUGAUAGAAGCACCGUUUCCUUGAGUGUGUAUGUGAUGAGACUGUAAACCUCAUAUUUCAGUUCCUCUGUUUAAUAAACAUCUGAAGGGUGAGCUGAGGCUGCUGGUGCCCUGAGCAACUCAUAAUGCAAAUGUGGACAGAUUGUCUCUGUGUUUUUCUACUUUAGCCUGUUCAUGUUAUGGACCAAAUUACAACAAGGAACUCAAGGAAAAUUUGUACCUGCCAUAUUUAUGCUUUCAUGUAAAAGGGUUGAGGGGGGGGGAGGGAUGUCUUUUUACUUUGGGAGAACUUUUUUUCACAAAUCAUUUUUCCACUGUUUUCUGUCUGGUUUUAAAAACAAACUGCAAUUUUGUAUGGAUUUUUUAAAUGUACAUUUUGAAACAAAUGAUCAAAUAUUUUCUGAAAUAACUGAAUAAAAGGCAUAGAAUUAUCA